Microplitis demolitor is the source of this 1487-nucleotide messenger RNA. RefSeq names its product retinoid-inducible serine carboxypeptidase. The transcript is spliced from 6 exons. NCBI's taxonomy places the organism in Eukaryota, Metazoa, Arthropoda, Insecta, Hymenoptera, Braconidae. The record is from RefSeq and is a predicted model, not a curated record. Gene Ontology annotation, biological process: proteolysis. Gene Ontology annotation, molecular function: serine-type carboxypeptidase activity. The coding region runs from base 66 to 1382 and encodes 438 amino acids.
AUGGAAUAAUAUCAUAUUUGUUUUGCCGACUGUUGCGUCGAGGUUUGUUAAGAAAAUAAUAAACAAUGUCUUGGAUAUGGAUUUUUUUUUCCUCUUAUUUUAUUUUCUAUGCGCAAGUAAAUAAAGUGGAGGGAAAAAAAGGCUUUGGAGUUGGGGAACAAGACUGGAGUUAUGUCGAAGUUCGACCAGGUGCUCAUAUGUUUUGGUGGCUGUACUACGCAAACCCUCCUAACAAACCAGCCAACUUCAAUGCUUUGUCGAAACCAUUGGUAAUAUGGGUCCAUGGUGGGCCUGGAGGGUCUGCUGCUGGUUACGGAAACUUUGAAGAAAUUGGGCCGUAUGACAUUUUUGGAGAGUAUCGUAACCAGACACUGGUCAAUGACUACAAUGUCUUGUUUAUUGAUAACCCAGUUGGUUCAGGCUUCAGUUAUGUUGACAAUGACUCGGCAUAUGCUACAAAUAAUAGACAAGUAGCCAAUGAUUUACUGGAAUGUAUUAAAAAAUUCUUAGAUGCUAUUCCAGCAUUCAAAAAUGUACCGACUUAUAUCUUUGGAGAAUCCUAUGGUGCAAAAAUGGGAGUAAAAUUGGCUUCUAUUUGGUACAAAGCGCAAAAGUGCAGAAGUGUCCACAGUAACCUCAAGGGAAUCGUCAUGGGCUCCCCUUGGAUUUCUCCAGUUGAUACCGUUCUUUCUUGGCCACAAUUUUUAUUAAACACGGGAAUUGUUGACACAGCCGGGUCUAAAAGAAUUGAAACGGCUGCAAAAAAAGCUGAAAAAGCCGUGAAUGAGAGAAAUUGGAAGGCAGCUACUGAUGCUGAGGUUGAAACUUUGGAUACUAUAAGUCUAGUCAGUGAUAAUAUUACGCAAUUUAACAUUUUGAUUGAGAGAAGCUCACAUGCAGGAAUACAGAAUCACACAACUCUAUUUCCAAAACCGCCUAAACCAGCAGAGCAUUGGUCGCAGUUAGUUACGUUCAUGAACACAGACGUUAAACAAGCUCUUGGACUCACAAGAACUUGGCUUAUGGACUCAGAAAAAGUUGCCGAAGUUCUUUGGUCAGAGAUAUUUAAACCUGCGGUCAGAACAGUGGAAGAAUUAUUGAACGACACAGAUUUGAAAGUGUCUGUUUAUGGCGCGCAGCUCGAUUUGAUUUGCGCUUUGCCUGGUACUGUAAAGUGGGUGGAAAAUAUGAAUUGGAAGCAUGAUAAAGCUUGGAAAAAUUCAUCAAGAGUCCCAUUCGCCGUCAACAAUAUUCUCGAGGGAUACGUUAAAGCGUACAAAAAUUUCAAAAUGUAUUGGGUCUUCCGCGCGGGUCAUUUGGUGGCCAAUGACAAUCCGUAUGCUGUGACUGCGAUCCUCCAAGAUCUUACAUCUGGCCAAUAAUGAAUUAUUUUUUUUUUAAACAUAAAUAAUGACAAAUCAAUAGAAAUUUAAAUAAUGUAUUAAUAUCAAAAAAAUCUGAAUAAAUUUCUGUCUAUUAAAUUGUUA